Molecule: messenger RNA, 1360 nt
Organism: Microplitis mediator
Lineage: Eukaryota; Metazoa; Arthropoda; Insecta; Hymenoptera; Braconidae
Product: vascular endothelial growth factor receptor 2-like
Exons: 8
Coding region: 95-1351 (418 amino acids)
Source: RefSeq, a predicted model, not a curated record
UCCUAUAAGCAUUAGGUUAACCGAUAAAACGGUAAUUUAGAUUUUUUUAAAAAUUCAUUUAUCUGUAAUUGAUAGAACAAAAAAUAUACAAGUCAUGUAUUAUAAAUAUAUAAUAUUCAUACUUCUUAAUACCUGGGUUUCGCUGACAUAUGGACUAGUAAUUUAUCGGCAGCCAAAUGGAGAACAAAGCAUAUUAUCUAACGUGUACGUGACCAAAAUAUUCUCAACUAGUGAGGAACUUUAUUUGAACGAAAACGAUUCAUUAGAAAUAGAGUGUACAGGUGUAAAAAAUCUGGAAUUUAUCUACCCUCACAAAAGAAUAGACAUCAAAUCAUCGCCAAUAGAAAUACUUUAUCAUAAUACAAAUGGUCGUUAUAGAACAGUAUUAAGACGAAAAAAAGCAGUUUUCGGUGACACUGGAUGGUAUAGUUGUCUCGAUCUCGAUAAACUUAGAGAUCGUCCUCUUAAUAAUUUCGUGACUGAUCUAACGCCGGAUAAUUACAAGGAACCUGAUGUCAAAUGGGUUUUCAUUUUCGUAAAAUCUAACAAUGUAGCUUUCGUCAAUCCUCUGAACAAAAUGACUAAUUUACGAGCAGAAAUAGGGGAUGACAUCAGACUUCCGUGUCGUACAAAUUCACCCGAGUACCAAGUGGUCUUUUAUCACGAGCACGAAAGAUUUGAGUUAAACGAAAGAUUGUCAUACGACCCAAAGAAAGGACUUUUGAUAAAAAAUAUCACACUCGCAGACUCUGGAUUAUAUGACUGCUUUAAUUAUAAACACCAUAACAGAGUCAGUUAUAUACUUCAUGUCACAAAGCAUUUGGCGGAUCUCUAUAAUCCGGUCAUAAGUGAUUACCCAGUGGGUCACUUGCUCCCUGGUGACAAAUUGCAAUUGAAUUGUACUGUCGAAAUCGCUGAUGGUACCAUGUUUUCAUUUAAAUGGAAAACGCCGCACACGAGUGACAGAAUAUCAACACACAGCUAUUAUCUGCACGAAGACUCUUCUUCAUUCGUAGUUUCUAAUGUGCUGACUAUAGAAGGAAUCACUAGCGAGGAUGAGGGUGAAUAUGAAUGCGUGGUUUCUACAUCUAUGAAAACAAACUCGGCAAAAGUAAAUGUUACGCUGGAAAAAACGGAAUCUAAGACUGGACAUAAAUGUUUUUGCAAUGAGACAGAACUGUCUGUUGUAAUUGACAAUUUAAAAAAAUCAAUUGUCAGUGAUUUCAAGCUUGGGCUCAAUAGAAUUAUUUCGAGAACUGUCGGAAAUUCAGUUAGAAAAGAACUUGAGUCAGACUUGGGGUCGAUUCAAUCGAAGCUCGAGUCUGUUUUAAGAUUCGUUGACUCUUUUUGAGCCGAAUAC